Homo sapiens (human) is the source of this 5441-nucleotide messenger RNA. It is a transcript of the gene C1orf167, whose product is annotated as chromosome 1 open reading frame 167. The record is from RefSeq and is a predicted model, not a curated record. The coding region runs from base 295 to 4899 and encodes 1534 amino acids. The transcript has 21 exons. Lineage: Eukaryota; Metazoa; Chordata; Mammalia; Primates; Hominidae.
AAUGGACCGAAGAGCUCCGGCGUGAGGGGCAGGGGUGCAGGAAGGUCUCCUGUGGAUUGAGCGGCCUCAAGUCAACUUGGGCAAGAGGGGAUGGUGGGGUGUUCUUGGUUAGGAGUCUGCGCUGUGGAGCCAGCCCUGGGGUGCUCCCUCUGAGGCCUUGGGUGGGACAGGCCCUUCUAAGCUCCUGUCCUCAUUUCUAAAACAGGGAACCUAAGUCCCAGGGCUGCAGUGCAGAUUAAAUGGCAGGACGCCUGCUGAAGGCUGCAAGUGUUUACAGGAUCACCCUGCCGCCGCAUGAAGAGGAGGCUGUCGGGCGUGAGGACGAGGCAGAAUAAGGGUGACCAGUUGGGAGGUGGCAGGGCCCAUCUGAUUAAACAGACCAGGCCACUCACUGUGGAGUGGACCAAGGAUACUCCUGUCCCUGAGCCCAUGGAGCUAAGGUCUGAUGCCAGCCACAAGGAGAAUGUGUCCCCAAAGCCUGCAGCGCUCCCGAAGCCAGAGCAACGAAGAUUCCGGAGGAGCCUGGGCAUCGGCCUGAGUGGUAGACAUGACCAGUGGGUGCCCGGGUGCCAGGUGGAGAGGGGAGGGCCUGCUGCCACACCCUCCCCAGGGGCAGUGCUAGACCAGGAGCCCUGCCGAGUCCAGACCAACCUGGCCAGCCCUGGUCCCCGCCUGGGCCUAGCUCUGAAGGACACGACUGGCCAACUGGUCAAUUCAAGCUUCUGGCAACAGAGCAACCUGCAGUCCCUGGCCAGGAGGCGCCAAGGGAAGGCCCGAGAGUUUGCCAUCCAGCAGAGCAACCUGAGCAUCAACGAGACCAGCAGCCCCCACCUCUGCCCAGAGCCUGGGGGAAGCUCUGGGCCCCACAAGCUUCCCUGGGGUCCUCUCCUAUCCCAAGAGCCACUGGCUCGCCCAUCUUCCUGCCUGAGGCAGUCCGGGCUGCCGGCCCCAGGCACCCCUAGCGGGGACUUCAGGCCCACUGAAGCCUUUGCCCCUCUCGAUGGGCAUACACAGCCAGGCCUCAGAUCCUGGGGUGGUCUGGGGAGCUGGAGGUCCAGGCUGGUGGGGGAACCUCUCACCCUGGAGGACCUGGCUGUCCCCAGUCAGAACCAGACUCAGGCCCCAUCCCGUGCUGCCGUCCACCAGCUGCUGGCUUCUGUACAUUGCCUGGCGCAGGAGGCAGCCCGACUCAGGUGCCAGGCUCCCCAGGAACCCCCCGGUGCUGUGCAGCAGGACCUCUGGACCGGCGGCGGCCAGCCAUUCUCCGCCCACCCCCAGCCCAGCCAGCCUGUCCUUGCUUCCUCGGAUGGGAGGAGGAGACGCCUUCGAGGCCACAGGGAAACUGCGGCUUUCUUGGAGACCCCGGCUAGUCUCUCAGACUCUUGGGCACAAAGCAAGCUAAUGUCACCUGAGACCACUUUGGGGACACGGACCAAGGAUUCCCUUAAUCCUGAGCAGGGGCUCCCUCCUGCCCACCCCCUAGGGUCAGGGGACAGCUGCUCCCCCUGGUCUCAAGAUGGCAGGGCACAGAGGGGUGACCCCAGUCUCCCUCGAGGGGUGGGAAGCAGGGGGACCGACCCCUGUUCCUCAGCCUUCUCCAACACAGCCUGGGGAGUCUCACCCAAGCAGAAAGGAGAGGAGGGGGCCCCGAGGGAGCGGGUCCACAGGGAGGAGGAGAGGACAGCUUUCCAUCUGUCAGACACAGUCCCAGCGAGCAGUGCGUCGAAGAACAAGGCACAAAACAUCACAGCCCCAGAGUCUGAGGCAAUCUGCUGGCAGCUGUUGUCCAGAUGUUUUCGAUCCUGGAGGCACUUGGUGAAGAGGCAGCGGGAGCCAGCGGCGGCGGCAGUGGCACUGGGCCGCUGGCAGCUGUUGCGAAAGUGCCUUCAGGCCUUGUGGCUCCGGGAGGCUCAGCUGGAGGCAGCAUGGGGGCAGUACACAAAGGUUCUGCUGGUCCGGAGCUUCCGAGAGUGGAGAAACCUGGCUUUACAGCAGAAACAAGUACAGCCCCACAUGCAGGCUGGGCCAGGGUCCCCGCCCUCCAGGAGAGCCCAGGGCAAAGGCCUCUCCUUGGGAAGAAGCACAGUGGUGGACCCCGCCCAGAGAAGCAGGCUGGAACACACCAGUCCAGGAAGUCUGAGGGAGGAGGAGAUUGCUCAGCGGCUUCUGUCACAUCCUAGGCAGAGAACAGACAGCAGACACGAGAGAGUCCAGAUCCUGCAGGCCCUGCAACUGGCUGUGUUCUUCCUGUGGUGCCAACAGAAGAAACGGGCCAGACAGGAGAGGGAGACUCUGCGGAAGGCCACCAGGGCCACACAGAGGACAGGGAGCUUCCCCCAGGCCUGGCACUCUACUGCUGCAGGUGUAGCCUGGGUGGCCCCACUGAGCCCCCAGCACCAGAGAGCUUGGCUGUGCAGGUGCUUCGGGGCGUGGCAGCAGUUCGUGCAAAGAGGGUCCCGGUACCGAGACCACCUGGCUGACCGCCGGACGGGGACCCUGAGGAAAUGCCUGGAACAGUGGGUGCGGAUGAAGCAGCUCCGGGAAUCAGAUGGGGCAAAGGUGACCCAGCUGUCCCUCUGCCGGCAGAAAGCAGGACGUGAGGCUGUCUACACCGCAGGCCCUGGAGCCUGUGGCCUGGGUGCAGUGGGCCAGGCCCAGGGGCAGCAGGAGCAAGGCCGGGGCUCCCUGCAGGAUGCCUGCUGGACACUGGCCCUCUGCUGGGCGCUGCUGCUGUGGAAGAUGCGGCUUUUCCAGCGCCAGUGGGCCAACUCCUUCUUCCAGGGCCUGCAGCAGCGGAUGCUGCAGCGCAGCCUGAGAUGGUGGCACUUGAGGGCACUGGGCCCAGAUGCCACAUCAAGCUGCACCAAGACCCCCUCGGCUCUGGAGCCACUGAGCAGCAGCACACUCCAAGACUCUCUGGAGAAGGUUCCCAGGGCCCCCACCCUCCCGGACACUCUCCAGGGGAGCCUUCUGUGGGCAGCUGGGCAGCGGCAGCAGGGGCAGUGCCUUCUGCUCUGGCAGGCACGGGCCCAGCAGUUCCAGGGCACAGCCAGGUGGUACCAGCAUACCCGCCAGAGGCGCAUCUUCCUCAGCUGGAGCCGCUGGGCAACAGCCCAAUGGGCCUGGAGAGAGCUGGCUUCCCACCGGGCCUGGGAUCGGACCUGCAGGGCUGUGCUGGGCCUGUGGCGUCAGCGGCUGCUGCAGUCACGGCUGGUGGAGUGGUGGGCCCAGGAGCGGGGCUGGCGGCUGGCACGAGAUGCCCUAUGCCACUGGCACUCCUGUUGGCAGGGGCAGCAGUUCCUGCAUGAAAAGUGCCAGACAUGGGUGCAGGUCCACCUCCAGGGCCUGCAGAAGGUGGUGUUCCGGAGCUGGCAGCAGGCAGCAGCUCAUCAGAGAUGCACAGUGACCCGGCCAGAGCAGCUGCUACUGCAGAGCUACUUCCAGGCCUGGUGUGAGGUUGUAAGAGACACGGGGGUGCUCCGGGCCCAGCAUCAAGCCUUUCAGGAUGGCCUGAGGAGAAGAGCACUGGGGGCCGUGUUUGCCACAUGGCGGGAAGCCCAGGAAGUGGCAGCCGGGGCACAGGAGCAGCGUGUGGCCCAGGCCUCCCUUGCCCGCUGGAGAAGCUGCGGGCAGCAAGGCCAGGAAGAUGGGCAGCAGAAGAAGGCCCGGGCCCCACAGGCCUUCCCAGCAUGGCCAGUGGCCCCGGGCAUGCACCAUGAGGCCCAGCAGCAGGCAGGAGAGAGCGCUGGGGCCCAGGCAGCCCAGUGCUGGACUUGGUGCUGGGCUCUGUGGGUGCAUGAGUCCUGUCGGGGCCAGGUCAGCCGAGCCCAUGCUUCCUGGAAGCCGCGAGCCUGGGUCCUAGAGGCCUCGGUGCAGUCGGCGGUGCGCGGCGGUGUCCAGCGAGCCAUCCUCACCCAGCUCCGGCCGGCUGAGCUCAGGCGCUUCCUGCGGACAGUGCAGCUCAGGGUGCGGCUGGGACUGCCAGGGGCCGGCAAGACCCGCAGCUGCUGGACACAGGCCACAGAGCUGGUGCCUCCCGCGCCAUCACUGCAGUGCAGCCUGGGUGGACGGAGGAAGCCAAGGGGAACGGCCUGGGCUCAGAGGUGCAGGGAACAUUCCCUCUGCCCUGCCUUCCAGCUCUGGCCACAGUGGCCUGGACAGAGUAGCUGGGUCCCAGGCCUGCCCCUGUGGACGAGGGACCAGGGACCAAGAGCGCACUCCAGCCCUGAGCCCAGAGCCUGCAAAGCCCAAAGCAAGGCCCAUAAACGGAGGCUACGUGCUCGUUCCUGCAGGAUCCUGGAAAAGCAGGCCCAGGCCCAUGGCUCUGCCCUCCUUCUGGCCCUGAAGGGUCACGAUGCUCUUGGCCAUCAGGAGGAAGUACCUGCAGCGCCGGUGCCUCGAGGCACUGCUUCACGGGCUGCGGGGUUCCCAGCAGGCCAGGUGCCUGGCAGUGGCAUGGCAGCACUGGGUGGAUGCCCAAGGGGCAGAGCAGCUGGUGCGGACCCUGCUCAGGGAGUGGCACCUGAGAUGGGCCUGGCAGACGUGGUGGCAGCGGAUCCUGCGACUGCGAGUGGCUCAGCAGUUACAGCAGCAGGAAGAUGGGUGGGUCCUUUCCCAGGUACUGCCCUCUUCCCUGCAUUCCACUCAGCCAGCCUUCCAGAAGUCUGUGCCACAGCCACGCACCGUGGAGCUUUCCCUGCUUGCCAGCCCCGGGGCCCCUUCGUUUUCAGGGGAGGGGGUCAGUUCCAUUACAGAACACACAGGCUGGAUGCUGGAGCCCUUGCUUUGAUUUGUGGCCCCAGCUCAGGCCAGGCCCACCCGGUCCAUCAGUUUGCGAAGAAGGUGUGGCAUGAGGCAUGGCUGCCACUCACACUAGCCCAUGGAGGGCCUGGGUCCUGAGCGCCCCCUCCCUCAUUUGCUCUGCUCUGAGUACAGCUUCCCAGCUCACCAUCAGAUCUAUUCUGAGCUUGUGCAUUUGGCCUAGGCAAGACUGGCUGGCUGCUUGGGGCAGAGGGAGGGGCCCUGGGGACAAAAGGAGCUGGGUACAGGGGUUGCUCUAGCAGGCACAGCACAGACCCCGGAGAAAGCCCACAACAAUAGCAUUUCCUCUCCUCCCUGGUUCCAGGCCUUUAAGAAGUGGCACCAACGCCUGGCAGCCAGGAGCCCAAGGAGAGGAGCUGCCAGUAGCCCAAGACCCUGGAGCAAGCCAGGCCCCAAGGGCCCCGAGAGUGGACAGGAAGCCGCCAGAGCACCGCGGGGUUGGGGGCUUGGGGCAGAGCAUGGGGCCCAGCUGCAGCUGUGACUUGUUCUCAUAGAAUAAAAAACAGAACUGAACUUAGCCUUCCCAGGGAAGGAACCAUGCCCCACACAUCCAGGGAGUGAUGACAGAGGGGACAGCUUGAAGAGCUCUGAAGGACAAUAAAACCCACUCCUCAGUCCUA